AUGAUGAAAAAUGCGUCUGCUGUCGCUACCGACCCCUCGCUCCGAAACAACGUAAAGCUGCCUGCCAUGAACAACCCUGGCCUCUCUGUCAACACCAAAGCAGGCCCCCUACCCUAUAUUUUUGUUAAGUCCCCAGUGACUGGCCUUUCCAUCCCCAGUCCUCCAACAAAGAGUCAUUUCAAGUGUUUACCUGAUAACGUUGUGGCAGUGGAGGCGAGCGACCCUGUCGCCAUCAAAAAGUUCAUCAAAAACCCGGCACUUAUUGUCGACAUACGGCCUUACAACAACUACUCCAUUUCUAGGUUGGAAAAUGCCCAUAAUAUUUGUAUUCCCACAACUCUCUUGAAACGACCUACCUACGACUUGCUGCAUGUCAUCAGCACCACUGCAUUGCCCAAGGAUAUCAAGGAACGCAUUACCAGUUGCCAAGAGCCAACCAACGUCUUGGUUUACGAUGCCAGUAGCACCGAAAAGAACGUUUCGUUUGGCUUGUACCAGACAAUACAAAAAUUUUUGAAGCACGAGUGCUUCACUGUGGGGUUUCUCAAUGGCGGGUUUCAGCAACUCCACGAGCUGCUUCGGGAUAGCUCCCUGGUGCUGUCUGACACGACGCCCGUCUCACCAGACCCUCCGCUGACAUCUCUGGAGGUUAGCAAGCUCGAGUCUGGCAGUAAGGAUUCGUUUGUUUCUUCUCCUGGAAACGACUCUAGCAGAGAAAGCUCUCCGUUUCUUUCCGGAUUCACACUCCCGUCCGCCACAACUGCAAACCAAAAAAUGCUCAUGUCAAUCAAGAAAACGCUUCCCAAGCUCGAUACUACGACAACCUAUACCUACAAGCUUCGGCUUCCGGAGGGAUUUGAGGAACACAUGCAUAAAUUACCCAAGUGGCUUUCUUUUUUUGCCGAAGAGUAUGGUUCUGAUAGGUAUAACGAAAAAGUUCUGGGCAUCUUGAGUGAAAAGUUCAAUAGACUUGAAAAAUCAGAGCAAGUGCGUCUCAGCAUGGCAAUAUCCAAUACCAGCCACGAAAACAAAGAAGACAAAGAGAGCAAGGAGAGCUCUAUAGCAAACGCGCUUUCUCCAGGCGUCCAUUUGCGUCUACACUCUGGCACUGGCAGUGGAUACUGCUCGCCGUCUGCUCCAUGCCCGUACUGUGACAAGAUUCACUAUACUAUACCCAAGGGUGUGGAAUACGGAUACAAAAAUCGGUACAACAACAUAUGGCCAUACGAACAUUCGCGAGUGAAGCUCAUUUCGUCUCCCUCUUGUACCACACCAAAGAAAGAGCUCUCGGAUGACUACUUUAAUGCAAAUUACAUCAAGUUUAAGAAGCUAGCACAAAGGGAAUACAUUGCCACGCAAAGCCCCUUGGAGUCAACGCAGGAAGACUUUUGGAACACUGUCUGGUACAACGGAGUGAAGGGGGUUGUUUGCCUUAAUAAACCAUCGGUGUUUGCACCAAAGACUUAUUAUGAAGAAGACCAAUAUUUCGAGAAAAGCCGUCUUUCCGUCAAGAUCAAAGGCGUAGAGGAGGAGAAAGGCUUUGCAGUACGCAAGAUGGAGAUGGAAAAGCAUGGAAAGCGUCGUUACGUGUAUCACUUUGCAUAUACCGAGUGGCCCGAUUUCGGGGUUCCUGACAACUUUGAUACUGUGUCAAGAUUGUUAAAGGCGAAAAACGAAAAAAUUGAGCUCUUGAAGGAUCAAAAGCCCCCAACGUCAGAAGUCAGCAACGCCCUAGACUUACUUGUUCACUGCUCAGCUGGAUGCGGACGAACGGGCUGCUUCAUCACGCUAGACAUGGUGAAUGAGUGCUUUGCUCAUGCAAACAGCGAGACGUAUGAUCCAUGGGGAAGCAAAGACCUCAUUUUUAAAGCUGUGCAGUUGCAGCGGCAGCAGCGGAUUGCCAUGGUGCAAACGCUCGACCAGUUUAUUUAUUGCUACGAGAGCAUCCUACACGAAAUCAUCAAUUCCAUGAGGAGUUCAAGUUCUUCAGGAGACUAA
Molecule: messenger RNA, 1998 nt
Organism: Candidozyma auris
Lineage: Eukaryota; Fungi; Ascomycota; Pichiomycetes; Serinales; Metschnikowiaceae
Gene: PTP2
Product: tyrosine protein phosphatase
Exons: 1
Coding region: 1-1998 (665 amino acids)
Biological process (GO): protein dephosphorylation
Molecular function (GO): protein tyrosine phosphatase activity
Source: RefSeq, a predicted model, not a curated record